Molecule: messenger RNA, 556 nt
Organism: Suncus etruscus (white-toothed pygmy shrew)
Lineage: Eukaryota; Metazoa; Chordata; Mammalia; Eulipotyphla; Soricidae
Gene: RPS19BP1
Product: ribosomal protein S19 binding protein 1
Exons: 4
Coding region: 13-429 (138 amino acids)
Cellular component (GO): nucleolus
Molecular function (GO): enzyme binding
Source: RefSeq, a predicted model, not a curated record
CAAGCCCAGAACAUGUCAGCCUCCUUGCUGCGCCGGGGCCUGGAGCUGCUGGGGGCGCCGGAGGGCCCCGAGACGGCUCCGGGCCCGGCCCAGGCGAGCGGGGCCUCGGGGAAGCGGGCGAAGAGGAGAGCGAAGGCGGCCCAGGCCCAGCAGCAGCUCCGGAACUCGGCCAAGGGGAAGGUGCCCAAGUCGGCGCUGGUGGAGUACCAGAAACGCCACGGUCGGAGCCACCUCCGGGAAAACCUGAAACUCCUGAGCCAGUUACGGAGCCCUGUGUCUGAGGCCAUCACCCAGCAGAUCGUGCAGCAGAACCAAGGUCGCAAGGCUUGUGAUCGGCCUGUGGACAAGACCAAGAAGAAGAAGGCCGAGGGCACCGUGUUCACAGAGGAGGACUUCCAGAAGUUCCAGCAGGAAUAUUUUGGCAGCUAAGACCAUAGCAGAGUAAACGGGGCAGCCUAGCUCAGGGGGCCCCUGGAAGACUGACAUUGGCCUGGAGUAGGAGGGUCUUCUCAUAUUGACUUUGGCAAUAAGGACAGCGCUUACAAGGGCUGGGGCC